CUCCUCCUUAUGGUUUUAUUUAUGGUUGACAUGGACUAACACCUUUUACUCCUGACGAAAUCAGCGGUACGCACGGAGUGAUGCACCUCUCUUCCCUCCCUCCGAUAUUUACCUGCUUGGGCUUUAUUAUGCAAUACAGUUGAUAAGCAUACCUAUUGGUUUAAUUGGAAUAUUUUGACCGUUCUGUAUAUGCUGAAUUGGUGAUAUUCUUACCUUUUGAACCGAGUAACUGUAUAUACUUAUUAUAUUUUGUACACCCAGGUAUUACAAUAUGAAGGCAAGCAGUCGCUCAGUACUGGAUUGUUUGUCUUUCACAUACUUGGCAGUGUGAAAACCAAUGGGGAGAAGUUUGGUUCUAUUUACUCUUUUGUACCAUAAAUGAUGGAAGGCUAAUUAGUAUAAUAAAGUUUGCCUUUUACAUGAUGCUGGUGCAGAGUUAUGGUGUCCUUUGUUUGUUUCAUGGGGCUGCACACAGCCCUGUAAAUUUCAGUUGUGAUGUCAUUGCAUAGAGGCUAUGGGACAAGUGGCAGUUGGAAACAGAGGUCUAGAGACGAGCACUUACGGCAGUUGGUUUCAGUACUUGGUUUGUCUCAGACCAGAGUGCAUCUCUUGGCGAUUCCUCGAUCCUCCAAGUGAUUUCAGAGUGAGAAAAAGCGAUUUUUUUUGCAGCGGAAAGCAAAUUCACCAACUUUGGUUGAGAGGAAUUGCUUUUGAAGAAAGAAGAAUAUUUCUACAGAAGAAGAAAAUCAAAAGUCCAUUCUUUGAGACUUUAUUGAUACCAUCAAGAUGAAGAGAAGGAUCGACGACGUGAGCAGCAGCGAGGAAAAAAGUGGGCGAAAAAGGAAGAAAAAGAGAAGAAUACACAAGUGCAGCUCCAGUGAGGAAAUAAAAAUGGAAGGAAGGAAAAGACCCAGAGAGAGUGAGAACAGCGCUACAUCAGAACGAGGAAGUGAAUUGAAGAGACCCCGUGUGGAAGAAGAACUUCCUCUCCCAGUAGCAAUCAGCAACUGCACCAUCCAUGCUGAGCUUGGGAGUGGAACAUACGGCAGAGUUUGGUUGGUAUCUUUACAAGACAGGAUCCAGCAUAUGGCCAUCAAGGUCAUUAAGAAGAGCAACACCAACACGUCCAACAUCAUCACAGAGGCACGGGUAUUGAAGACAGCAGCUGGAUGCCCAUACCUUUGCUCUGCCUAUGGUUCUUUCCAAACACAGGGGCAUGUUCUUCAUGCUAUGGAGUAUGUCAGCGGAGGGACCCUAUGGAGCGUCAUCAAGAACAGCGUCCGGCUAGAGAAUGACUUAGUAAGAUUCUACGCAGCAGAGCUGGUGUGCGGCCUGCAGUUUCUCCACUCAAAUGGGAUUAUCCAUCGGGAUCUUAAACCAUCUAAUGUCCUAGUAACCAACGAGGGACAUAUAAAGAUCGCUGAUUUUGGCUUGGCAGCUGAGGGCAUCUUUGGCAAUAAAAAGAUCAGAGGUAGAAAAGGAACACCUGCCUUUAUGGCCCCAGAGAUGCUAAAAAAGGAGAAAUAUAACACAGGAAUAGACUGGUGGUCAUUAGGGAUCACCAUAUGUAAAAUGGCCUCCGGGACCUUACCAUUCAAGGAGGGCAAGGCAGAAUGUCGUCCAUCUAUUCUACUUGCAGAGCCUUGCUUUCCAGAAUGGUUUAGUGCAGAAUUGCAAGAUCUCCUGCAAAGGCUCCUGAAGAAGGAUCCAAAGGAACGUCUAGGCUUGAAUGGAAACAUUCGGGAGCACCCAUUUUUUAACACCAUUGAUUGGGCGCAACUAGAAAGCCAGAAUGUACCACCUCCUUCCCAGCCAGUAGCACUGUCCUCAGUGGAUCUAAGCAAGACAUAUAAGGAGCCACCAUCAUUCUUGGAGUCCCUGAAACACAAUAUCAGUUCAGGUGAUGUAUCCCUGCAAGAUAUGUCAUGCCUGGAGUCCAUUUCACAGUGCCAAGCUGUUUCUGGACCUUCAGACACUAAUGGCAUUCUUAGGCCCCACCAUCAGCCCAAUACCACCAUAACCAGCAGGCCCCAUAAUCAGCUGGGUUUGGUUCUGCUGCCCUCUCCAAGAAGUCUUAACUUCUGGUGUCUUGUCAUCACAAUUGUCAUCAUUAUACUGGCCUACCGGCGGUACCAUCGGUUGCCAUCAUCCUAGUUUCUGGCCCUUGAUAUCGGCUUCUACCUUUGGCUGUUUUUAUCACCUUCUGCCUUUUAUACCUGCUGCCUCUGCUAACCCUCACCACUAGGCCUUGCCAUCAGCCUUUGUCUCACACCACUGACCCUUUCCAUUGUUCCCUGACGUAAGAACUAGCACUUUUCUGUAGGCAUUUCCCUUUGUCUUUGUGGCACUGUUACCUGAAGCAAAUGUUUCUGCUUCCCCCCUGUUUGCACCACACAUUACACACUAAUAUUGUCCCCACAUUUUAGUCUAGCUCCAGUUCCUUUAUUUAUAUCUAUCAUGUUUGGUGAAAAGAUAUAACCAAAAUUCUAAACUUGAAUUUAUUUACAUCAAAGUAGCAUAGGUAUAGGCUAGUAUUUAGAAAUAGGUAGAAAGCAAAACAUUAAACAGGACACUGGAAUACAGGCUACCAACACUACUACACAUAAUACAUCACUGAUCCAGGGACUUAUCCGACUGCCAUAUUGGAGUCAGGAAGGAAUUUUUUUUCCCCUUCUGAAGCACAUUGGACACAGCUUCAGAUGGGUUUUCUUUUGCCUUCCUCUGGAUCAAGAUAAAUAGGAAUUUUAUGAAUACAUAGUUGUACUUAAAUUUGAACUUAAAUACUAAACUACUAAAUUAAUAAAUACAAAAAUAAGAUGCCAGCAAUUAAGAUGGUAGAAGAUAAGGAGAUUAAAUAUUUCAUUCAGUAUUCCCUUAUUAGUAUUAUGGCACUGCCCUCAUUUAUUGCUAGUUUAAUUCUUUGGACAAAUUAGCCUUAAAUUCAGGAAAAUAAAUGAAAUAAAUACAAAUUCUAGCAAAUAAAUAUGUGACAAAGUACAAAAAUAGAUUAAAAUAUUGCAGAAUGUUAUAUAGCUUAGCAUUAACUAAAAGCCCCAACUAGAAUAAUGUAGGGAAAACUGAAAAAGGGAAUGGUGGCUGUUUGCACCCACCUCUGCGCUGUAUGUGCCUGUCACUAUGGACACAGUGGAUUUCAGGCAGAAAAUAACCUGGCCAAAAUCUGCCCUGUGUGCACACUGACAUAUUUCAGUCCUGUCAGUACUCACAGAUACAGUGCAAAGGGGGGCAAUCUUGUUUUUAUACUGCAGGAGAAAGAGCAAUGUGUGCUAAAGGUCUAAGGCAUAUUGAAUUGGGCUGGCUAUAGUACAAAUAUUUAGAGACAAACCUGGCUAAAAACUCAGACCCCUUCUUAGGAUAAGGUAGGAUAAAUGUGCAAAAUACUUAGGACCAGCAAUAAAGUAGUGGACUUUAAUGUAGGACAGAAAUAACUAAACUAAACUGAUUUAAAUAGAUAAUUAGCAGCCAUAUUAGUGCACAGGUGAAAGGUUAGUACAUGAGGUUUCCCUGUAUUUGUGGAUACUUCUUUUUUAAUAUAUAAUUUUUUAUUAAAUUUUUAAAACAGGAAGUACAGACAGUACAUGUUUAAUAUGAACAACACAGAUAAUGUAUAUUACAAAUAAAUUGCAUUGUAAACAAAAUCUUUACCAGCUAAUAAACAUAUUGGUAAUGAUGUUAUUUUAUUACAACUGUGCUUUCUUAAAGAGAUAAAUAAAGACAAAUAGAAAAUUUA
Molecule: messenger RNA, 3748 nt
Organism: Xenopus tropicalis (tropical clawed frog)
Lineage: Eukaryota; Metazoa; Chordata; Amphibia; Anura; Pipidae
Product: protein kinase C delta type
Exons: 9
Coding region: 787-2154 (455 amino acids)
Molecular function (GO): protein kinase activity; nucleotide binding; transferase activity
Source: RefSeq, a predicted model, not a curated record